Messenger RNA from Microbotryum saponariae, 1119 nucleotides. NCBI's taxonomy places the organism in Eukaryota, Fungi, Basidiomycota, Microbotryomycetes, Microbotryales, Microbotryaceae. The record is from the annotation of a GenBank genome assembly.
AUGGUGUUGAGCCUGAUAGUAUUGUCAUGUCGUUGCAGUGAAUUCGACAUCCAUCGUCGCCGGGCCAUCGUCCUCCACUUCCCACGAUUCACGCUCGCAAAGGGACGAAUACCGUGAUCGAGAAGACGAGCUCGAGUCCGACUCUGAAGCCGGUACGGACGUCAAUGAUGCGGAGAAUGACUCGGACUCCUGGAGCAUCGCCUCGUCACGUUCUUCAUUGAUCGUGUUCGAAGAAAGCAUCGAAGAAAGCAUGGGGGAUUCGGAUGGAGAUUCGAUCACGGAGGAGGAGGACAGGCACGCGCACGCCGCCAAAGUCGACCAGGACUUUGCGAAACACGUCCAGGAUCGAGAGCGCGAGUCUCAAACAAUAAAAAAUCACUUCAUCAAACCUCGUCCCGAGCACGAUUCGCGCCACGUCAGCUGGACCGGUCGCUUGGGAUCGAGAAGGUCGGUUGAGGAGAUCGUGGAAGCGAUUAGGGUGGCAACGGUGAGUGCGGACAGUCCCCAUUUCAAGUCACUCAGGGUUCAGCAGUGGAACUGAUCUGGUCGAGUGAAACCGCACCUCCUGGCACGUAGGGGGGACAAUCUCGGCUCGUCGCAUGCCAUAAUGCGAAUCGGCCCUGCGCAGAGUGUCGCUUCGAGCCGGCCAACGAAGGGCCUUCGCUCGAUGAGACGCCUGACAUCGUCCUCCUUCCUCUCGAGGUUGUUAACGACAAGGACUCGGACUUUGUGGGGGCUUGGAGUCGCCUCAGGGAAGGCGAGAAGGAUAUCCGUGGCUGGAUCCACGUCACAAGCGUCGGCAUCAUACAUCACAGCGACAGCUCGCGACAUGCCCGUCGCGCCGUGCCCCGCCUCAAGCGCCAGCUCCUCCGAAUGCUGAACACGCCAAUCCGUGACUUUGCUCUCGGUUUCACUCUCUUGGGGUCGGCUCUUACCAUUUACACCCUCACGAAUCAAGGUCUUUUCUAUUCCCCACCCAUCGAGUGUACGCUCGAGAAUGGCAACCUCUCGACGUUCCUCUUCCGUCUCCUCGACAUGAGCAAUGUCGAACUCGGUGUCCGGCUGUCGUACAAUGGGAGCUUCAGCCUGGAGGGACUCAAAAAAAUCCCUUUGGACUGA